UUAGGAACUACAUCUUUUGCAGAAUCCCAUACGUGGACAUGGCGAAAUUGGUGACGACAUUCCAGUGGUUCACAUCCAGAAUCAGUCCCAGUCCCCAACAUUUCCAUCUUUCCGUCACCCCCUCACCCCGCUUACCCAAGCCAACGACCAGACAACCUACUAUGUACCUAAGUACCUAGGUACUACUUAAGUAGGUAAUAAAGCUGCCAUUUCAAUGUUGCUCACACUGUGCUGCAAGGUCUCACCUGUGCAUCAUAUCGUGUGUUGGCUCCAAGGUUUCCAGAACUUUCACUGUCCACAUCGGCACCUUGUCACUUCUGAUUAAUUGAACAUGCCCGUUGCAUGACCAGUAUGUGCUUGAAACAGGCUGCUUGAUAGCAUGUCUCAGUUGCAACACUGUUUGAGUCUUGCAGGCUGGUCAUUUCCUGAAGUCCUUCAGUGGCACGGGUCUGUGAUGAAGACAGUUGCAGAGCCAGGAACAUACAUCCAAUUAGCUGACUCGUCAAGCAGCUUCCUUCCUGGGUACACUUUGGAGAUACUAACAAGUGGGCUCGAGGGUGAGGCCCCAAGUGUGUGUGCUGGUUCUUUUUUUUGAUAUGCCCACUGUUGAUGGCUUCAAAGCUCAGCACUGAGAGAGAUACUGGGGAUCUGCAGACAGAGCCAAACUGCGCCUUCCAUUUCACAAUGGACCAUUUCAUGGCAUGGUGCAGGCCGGGUUGGCUGGACAAUCCACUAACUCCUCUAGCUGGCAUCAGAAGCCUUGCACCUCGACCGUCAGGAGCGAGGCACCUGGACUGGAGGCAGAGCCUAGCAACCCGGGAUGCCUGAUUUGAGGCAUAUGGUAGCGGUGACAAGUAACUGAACCCCUUGAACUGGCCAAGUAAGUUGAGACGGUACAAAGCCCAUGUGCAGCUAAGAUCCAGCUAGCAUACCUACGGCAAAACAAGCUCAGGCUGCCUUUGCAAAUUAGGCUUGGACAGAGGCACCAACAUUGAGUGAAUCGACAUUUGUGGAUAGAAUCCCAAAAUCCUAUUUCGUUCUUUCGCCCCGUACCACCAUUUCCAGGUCCCUGUCACAGAAAGGCAGCCGUAACGACACAGCAUUGUCCUGCAUUCUACAAAAUUGAAGUCAGCCUACCCACUUCUUCAAGUCUUUUUACCAGCCAGUUCUAUCAAAACACCAGAGCAGAAUGGAGCAGCCAGGACGUCAGCAGGGUGAUGGCAGCCCAGCACAGCGACAGGCUGGGGACCUGCCUCGGCCUUCGCAGCAAGAGGUGGAGGUGGUAGAAGUCGAGGACGACAAUCCAGGCACCAUGCUUACGAAGGAAGCCAAAGCGUACCUCUCCAAAGCCAACCAGGAAAUCAGGAAUUCCGAACUUUUCUGCGAAGACAUGCAGGCUGCAGUCAACGAGCUGAGCCAAUACGAUGGGAAAUUGUACCUUGAUGUGACUCAAGCAUGGGAUCUCAUCAAAGAAUAUCAAAAAGCGGCAAGGAACCAAUCGUGGAUUUACAUCUACAGCCAGCGACACAGCUGCCAUCGCACUAGGUACCACAUUCAGAAGAUGACAGAGCAGCUUUGUAUCUUUCGCGCACACCGAAACAGAAUCACGGACCUGUAUCUGGCGCAACUACCGCUUCCCCAGAAUCCAGACGCCCAGCGACUGAGGGAUCAUUUGGGCCGGCACAUGUCUCUGCUUCGAGAAGAUGUGAAGCGGCUUCUUCAGAUGGCCAAGGGCGAGCCUCCAGUCGACGGGAAUCAGGCUGGAGCUGCUGGACAAGCCGUGGGGCCAUCACAACCAGCAGCACGUCAAGGCUAG
Messenger RNA from Diaporthe batatas, 1816 nucleotides. RefSeq lists its product as uncharacterized. NCBI's taxonomy places the organism in Eukaryota, Fungi, Ascomycota, Sordariomycetes, Diaporthales, Diaporthaceae. The transcript has a single exon. Bases 1190 to 1816 code for a protein of 208 amino acids. The record is from RefSeq and is a predicted model, not a curated record.